GGUCAGCGCCUUCCCGGCGGCAGCAUGGCGGGUGAUGGCAGGGGCGCGGCGGCUGAGGAUGCGGGGUCGUCAGCCCCGGCCCGGGUUCUCUUCCCGCCGACUUUCAGCGUGUCCGAGAUCAAGAACAAGCAGCGGCGGCACUUCAUGUUCCUUCGAUGGAAGCAGCAGCAGAGGAAGGAGAAACUCGCCGCCAAGAAGAAGCGGAGAAAAGAGCGAGAAGCCCUCGGAGACAAAGCCCCUCCAAAAGCCAUACCAAAGACUAUUGAAAAUCAGAGGGUAUACGAUGAAACAACUGUAGAUCCCAAUGAUGAAGAGGUUGCUUUUGAUGAAGCAACUGAUGAAUUUGCACCAUACUUCAACAGACAGACAGUUCCCAAAAUUCUUAUUACAACAUCAGACAGACCUCGUGGGAGAACAGUGAGAUUCUGUGAGCAACUGUCUACUGUUAUACCUAACUCACAUGUCUACUAUCGAAGAGGACUGGCUUUGAAAAGAAUUAUUCCACAGUGUAUUGCAAGAGACUUCACGGAUUUAAUAGUCAUUAAUGAAGAUCGCAAAAUACCAAAUGGUCUUGUUUUAAGUCAUCUGCCUGAUGGCCCAACUGCUCAUUUUAGAAUGAGUAGUGUCCGGUUGCGUAAAGAAAUAAAGCGAAAAGGGAAAGAGCCCACAGAACAUGUACCUGAAGUAAUCCUGAAUAAUUUUACAACACGACUUGGCCAUUCUAUUGGGCGCAUGUUUGCCUCUCUCUUCCCACAUGAUCCUCAGUUCAUUGGAAGACAAGUAGCUACAUUUCACAACCAGCGAGACUACAUCUUUUUCAGAUUCCACAGAUAUAUCUUCAAGAGUGAGAAGAAAGUAGGAAUUCAAGAACUUGGGCCACGUUUUACAUUAAAGCUGAGGUCUCUUCAAAAAGGAACCUUUGAUUCCAAAUUUGGUGAAUAUGAAUGGAUUCACAAGCGACGAGAAAUGGACACAAGUAGAAGAAAAUUUCACUUAUAAGGGACAGCUAUCUGCCAAUUGCCCGUGCCCAGAAAUACAACUGCUUCGAACUAUGGAUUAUCUGAGACUCCUAAUGAAUGGUAAUGAUAUUGAACAGUAUCUGUCUGCGGAUGCAAACCUUAAAACUCUACAGGAGCACAUCAAGUAGGAUGCAUCUUUCUCCCUAUGUUUGUAGCUAAUCCAACAUGACGAGGACAGUGACUCUUUUCCAGUUUAGCAGGAAAAACUAUUGCAGUGUCAAAGCAGCCUGUAAUUUAGCUAUCACUGAAGAUGUGCCAUGACUGCUGCUGUGCUGUAGAGAUAGAUAACACUUUGUAACAUCAAAGACAGUAAAUAUUUUGUUUAAAGAUAUUCUCAAAAUAAAAUAUUUGUUAUACAGCUU
Messenger RNA from Neopsephotus bourkii (Bourke's parrot), 1381 nucleotides. It is a transcript of the gene RPF1, whose product is annotated as ribosome production factor 1 homolog. Gene Ontology annotation, cellular component: preribosome, large subunit precursor; nucleolus. The record is from RefSeq and is a predicted model, not a curated record. Gene Ontology annotation, biological process: maturation of 5.8S rRNA; maturation of LSU-rRNA. Lineage: Eukaryota; Metazoa; Chordata; Aves; Psittaciformes; Psittacidae. Gene Ontology annotation, molecular function: rRNA primary transcript binding. The coding region runs from base 25 to 999 and encodes 324 amino acids. The transcript is spliced from 9 exons.